Messenger RNA from Lithohypha guttulata, 1191 nucleotides. RefSeq lists its product as uncharacterized. The transcript has 2 exons. The record is from RefSeq and is a predicted model, not a curated record. Bases 1 to 1191 code for a protein of 396 amino acids. NCBI's taxonomy places the organism in Eukaryota, Fungi, Ascomycota, Eurotiomycetes, Chaetothyriales, Trichomeriaceae.
AUGUCGUCUACAUCUACAGUACCGAGCACGCCAACAAGCUCGCCCACUCCUUCACCAACUGGUCAGAAUAAUGGCGGACCCAGCUCCCCAUUACUCUUCUUUGUCGCACUCGGUUUUGGUGUUGUGUUCACAAACUUAUGGAUCAUUGUAGGCGUGAAGUAUUGUUUCCGAUACAACCAACGGAAUCGGGCAAGACUUGCUGGAGAUGACCCAGAUGCAGUCGACCUCGCGGCGAUGCCUCGUCAAAGACGACGACGUGAAAAGAAGUUGAUGACGAUGGAAGAAGUGAACGAAAAGUUUCCUCUUACCAAGUACAAAACAUGGCGAUCUACCCGUGCUGAAGAAGGAUUACCCACUGCUGGAGGAAUCACUACUGCACCAAGUCGCCCGGCAAGUGUCAAGAAUCUGCCCAGGGUCUCCGAGGAUGAGAACAGAAAUGCGCCACCGACUAGCACCUCAGAAGCAAUGAAGGAGAAGACAAGUCCAAGCGAGCCUAGUUCACCUGUCACGUUACGACACGACAACCCGCCGAGCAAGACCGAUGCUGACAAUCUAGUAAAUGAGACUACAACUACACCAGCAAUUAAGACAAAUGCUGAUGACGAGGACGAAGCUGCAGAUCAAAUACAAACUGCUAUACCUGCCGAACAGCUACCAGACCCUGGUGAUACCUGCGCUAUUUGUAUUGAUGUACUUGAGGACGAUGAUGAUAUCCGCGGUUUGAUUUGUGGCCACGCUUUCCAUGCAUCGUGUGUUGACCCAUGGCUCACAUCUCGGCGAGCCUGUUGCCCGUUGUGCAAAGCAGAUUAUUACACUCCAAAGCCUCGCCCAGAAGGAGAAACUGAAGAUAUACGGCGUCGACCUACUCGUGAAGAAAUGGCUCAGAUGGCCAUGUUCGGAGCCAGAAGAGGUCGCGGUCCGCCAAUGACGGUGUUUGGUCGCCAUUUCAUGAAUGAUUUCAAUGAUCAACGACAGAACUCUCGAGUGUCAACAAAUACUCGAGGCCGUGAGCAGAGCGAGGCAACAAUCCAAGGCGGCGUCACGGAACAAGCUCAACAACAACGCACAUGGCGCACGAGGUUAAACCUACCACGAUUGCCUGCGAUCUCUCGUAUACGCAAUGGUGCCGCCACUGAACAGAGGCAGCAGCCGACGACCCCAGCACAACUAGAAGCUGGACAAAAUAGGUAG